Mycetomoellerius zeteki is the source of this 804-nucleotide messenger RNA. RefSeq lists its product as uncharacterized. The record is from RefSeq and is a predicted model, not a curated record. Lineage: Eukaryota; Metazoa; Arthropoda; Insecta; Hymenoptera; Formicidae. The transcript has a single exon. The coding region runs from base 1 to 804 and encodes 267 amino acids.
AUGGAGGAAGGAUACUUUAAUUUUUGCGUACCGCUCAACAUGUUGUUGGACUUUUGCGAAGAUUAUAAACGCGUGGUCGUUAACGCUCAUCACGAAUUGAUUUUGAUACGAGCGCGCAACGAUUACAAUUGUUUUAUGGGAAAUUCUGCGACGGAGCCUGAGGUUGAAUUAUUCAAAGUACAGUGGCGGAUGCCUCACGUUACGUUAAACGAGACGAAUAAAUUGUCGAUGCUGCCAGCAUUGGAAAGCGGUCGUUAUCUGAGCAUGAGUUUUCGCUCGUGGGAUCUGUAUGAGUAUCCUCUGUUACAGAGUACUACCAAACAUUCAUGGGCCGUCAAAACGGCGAUUCAGCUUGAGAAGCCGCGAUACGUUAUCUUUGCUCUGCAUACCGGUCGAAAGAAUAUCAUGUCUCGAAAUGAUAGCCUGUUCGAUGAUUGUAAUUUGAGCAACGUGAAACUUUAUUUAAAUUCAGAGUUUUAUCCGUACGAUGAUUUGAAUCUGGAUUUUGGCAAAAAGAGAUACGCCGUUUUGUUUGAUAUGUACACGCGUUUUCGUAAAGCCUAUUACGGAAUCGACUGUUUCGAAACGCUUCUCAAAGUGCUCUCGUUUAUCGAGAAAGGGCCUUUCGCGGUUAUUGAUUGUUCGCGACAAAACGAAUCCGUUAAUAGCGCAACCGUGGAUGUAUGCAUAGAAUUUGACUGCAAGGAGAAUGUGCCUGUCAAUACUACCGCAUACUGUCUUAUCAUACACGAUCGUGUAAUCGAAUACAGUCCGUUGUCUAACGUAGUCCGCAAGAUCAUGUAA